AUGGCCCCGCUUACUCGUUCGGCCGCUGGGACAAGCCUUUUCGCCCCGGUGGGUGCUGUCCCGUCGAGUCAACCGGACAUCAUCAAUGUUGAUGACGAUGAACAAUCCGUGGAAGAUGUAUCGAUGAACGGAGACCAACAAUCUUUCGACAGUCAAUCCGAGUCCCAAGGAGAAGACAUGGACGAGGAAAUGGAUGGUGUCAAUGGCGAAAUAGCCUCGGAGACCGGGUCCGAUGUUUCUGCACAUGAAAGCAUUGAACAGCCCAUUUUCGGACUGAGCAACAAGAGCCAAGAUGCUCCGCUAUUCACGGCUGCCGGCGCCCAGGAAGCUCUACACCCCCUUCGCCGGACGGCCGAUCGCGUCACUCGUCAAAUAGAAGCUUUCGCGGACAAGCUCGACCAGUUCAAGCGCCAAAACUCAAGCGACGAAUUCAACAACGCCCAAGCAGCCUACAAGCUCGUGGCGAGUUACCGCGACCUUGCGAACAACGCAAUCAAAGAGAUCGAAAAACAGCAGAUUGUUGACCGCGCCAAGUCAGGCUUCCGCUCGAGCGGAUCGCAGGAAGUCAAAGGCGCCGAGGAAAUCCGACGAUUGCAGCUCGAGUCCGAUACCUGGCGCCUUUUGCUCAACCUGAUCAGCAUCGACGACCCCUCCAGCCGAGCUCGUUACAAGGCCGGGCAGCAGACUGCUUUCCAGGAACUUCACCGCUACUCCGCCGAUCGCGAAAUGUGGGAACAGUUUUUGAACGCUGAUCAGUAUGGUCUUGAGUGUGUGAUCGCUAUGCGCUGGCUGGAAGAAACGUCCAAAACAGGAGACCAAGACAUUGAUGAACUGAUCUCGGAAAUGGAGCGCCAGUCGCAAAGGGGUGAAGGACUGUGGACACAUGGAUGGCUAUAUACCAAAGAAGCGAUCAAGGGUGUCAAGAGACUGCGUGCUUGGCCUCAACCUCUAGAGCCCAAUGAUCCCGGAAUCCAGCGCACGCUUUUGAGUAAGGACGAGCAAAAACCACUGGUCACUCAACUCGACCCCGAUGCCGUCAUUCGACAGAACAAUGUGCUGGAACCCCAAGACAAAUCAUUCGAACUUGCGACCUGGGCCACAUGUUGGAAAAUGCUCCGACAAGGCGAAAGCUGGACCAAGAUUCGCGAAUGGGCCGAAAAUCAUCUGGAAGGGUGGAGAGCUAUCAGCUUGUGCGGAUCUAGCGUGGACCCUAAAUCAGCGAGCACUCAGUAUCCAGCGGACGACGGUCACACGCGCCUGAUGAACAGUCGCGCGCAGGACUCCUGGCGCAGCGCUUGCUCUGCACUCACACGCAACAAGACAGCUGAUGACUUCCAACGUGCAGUCUACGGACUGCUUGCUGGAGAAACUGAGGCUGCCGCGGCCGUCUGCAGUGGGUGGGACGACUAUCUUUAUGUAUUCUUCAACCGUGUCGUGCUCUCGCGCUACCAGGGAUUCUGUCGCCAAUUCCAACGCAAACUCAGUCACUCACCGAACACCCCCGUGACGUUCAAGCCGGAGCCAGCCGGACACGCAGAACUGCAGAAAUACCUGGUUUACCUCAAGGGCAACGAGCGGGUUCGAGGAGAAACGCGCAACCCCUUCCGCAACAUUCAGGCUGCGAUCCUCAGUCAAGGCUACGACUCGUUCUUCCAAGCUCUGGCCCAGGCUGUAUCCCACGUCUCCACCGAGAAAUUCGGCAAGAGCUCCGUUGUUCCUCAGCUUCCGCACAAGCCCGUUGAGGAAUCAUUCUUCAUUGCCGCCGACGAUGAAGAAGCCCUCAAAAUCGCUGCGCACGUCUACGUUGUGGCCAGUGCCAGAGGCUACGCCCGCGCAGAUACCCACUUUAUUGAGACGGCUUCGGUUCUUGUGGCUGGACACAUUGCCAACCUUGAACAGAGAGGCCUAUUCCGUCUCAUUCCUCUUUACGCAUCUCUUCUACCUAUAUCCAUGAGCCACAGCGUUCUCGCCAAGAUUUUCAUUGACAUUGUCGAUCCCAAAGACAAGAUGCAGCAAGUCCGACUUGCGGAAAAGUACGAGAUCGAUGUGAAUACUGUACUAGAUGUUCAAUGGUCGUGGGUCAAGGAGAACGUUUCCGCGAUCGAUCACUCACGAGGAGUCACUGGCUACUCAAGGGUGUACCGACGGAGUGACGGCGUCAAGAACCUGGUCUCUCCGAAGCCCGAUCUCAUCGGCGAUGUCGUGAGCGAGGAAGAUGAUAAGAUGAUUCGCAGCCUGGAAUGGCUUAGAGUCACCGACGGCCAGUGGGACAAGAUUUGCGAACUUGGCACUUGGCUUUACCGGAAAUUCCUGCUUGCCGACAAGCUUGCUGCUUCUCGCGAGCUGAGCUUCCGUAUGCGGUUGGCCGAUAUCUCGAUCGAGAAGUUCGGCUGCGACAUCAUCUCCAUGCCCCCGCAGGACAUCGGAUUCUCCGAGGCGACGACUCCAACCAGCCCGACGAAAUCCAAGAGGAGCAGUCUCCACCGCCGCAGUCUCUCCGGGUCGCACAAUAUUGCACUCAUUGCAGCAUACAACCAGUGCCAGUCGAUGCGUGAUCUGGAGAGCUUGAUUCUGGGCCUCGACUCCGUGGAACAGUUUGCCAUUGUACACGAACAGAGAUCCAAGACCAAACGCCGCCGAGACUCGGGCACCCUCAAGGUCAUGGGACAGGAAUUGGAAGAAUGUGUGAGCGUACUGGAAGAAUGGAUCGGGGCCGUUGCAGACGAAGAAUGGCUGCCCACAUCUCCCGAUGCCGAGGAAGAAGCGGACUUUGUACACAUCCGGAAGACAUAUCUCCCGGAGCUGUUACUCGACUAUCACAACGCGAUGUACUUUGCUAGCUUCUGUCUCGAGAGGAACGACCUGCUCACACAGUGCAUGAUUGUCUCUAUCUGGGUUGCCAACUACGAGCACAUCACCCGCGCCUUCACGCAAGCGAAGCGCAUGGGCGAACUGAUGGAUGCACUGGCAUUGUCGAGCAAGGCCCUUGUCAUUCGGAACACAAACCCAUCCAAAAACUCGAAGGACGAGCGGGCGCGGGAGCUGAGCAUCUGGGAUGUGGAGAUCACGGAGGAGGAAAAGAAACGAAUUGGGCUUACCUCGUCCCUUGACCGACAGCUGUAG
Molecule: messenger RNA, 3123 nt
Organism: Penicillium olsonii
Lineage: Eukaryota; Fungi; Ascomycota; Eurotiomycetes; Eurotiales; Aspergillaceae
Source: the annotation of a GenBank genome assembly